Messenger RNA from Aspergillus calidoustus, 1576 nucleotides. Lineage: Eukaryota; Fungi; Ascomycota; Eurotiomycetes; Eurotiales; Aspergillaceae. The record is from the annotation of a GenBank genome assembly.
CUCUGAUUGAUAGCUACUAGCUCUAUUGAAGGAAUAUAAAUAUGUGACCUGAGGACGAACUCGUCUCAAACCCUGCAUUAAGUUUCUUCGUAUCCAAGGUCAGGAGUCAUAUACUUUCCACCCCUAUUGAGAUCAUCCAUCGCGCCCACCGACACCUUUUUUCAUUUUUUUUGCCAAAAUGAACACAAAAAGUGAGACCGAUGAAGGAGAACGACAAGAGCCAAGCCCUCCAGAGACUGCGUCCAAUGAGUUUCCAGACGGCGGUCUUCGUGCAUGGCUCGUAGUCGUUGGCGCUUUCUUUGGACUCUUUACGAGCUUUGGCUGGACAAAUUGCGUUGGCAUUUUCCAAGCAUACUAUCAAAGGCAUCAGCUGCGAACUAUGUCCGCAAGCACAAUCUCGUGGAUUCCAGCCAUAUCCAUGUUCAUGAUGUUUCUCACGGGACCUUUUGUUGGCCGGCUAUUCGAUGCAUAUGGGCCGCGAUGGCUUCUACUCAUCGGAUCUCUGCUGCACGUAUUCGGGCUAAUGAUGGCUUCGUUGGCUUCCGAAUAUUACCAAUUCAUCCUCUCCCAAUCCAUCUGCAGCCCUCUUGGCGCGAGCAUGGUGCUCUACUCUUCAUUCAAUUGCGUCGCGACUUGGUUCCGAAAAAAGCGCGCUCUGGCAAUGGGAAUCACAGCAAGCGGGUCCAGCCUGGGGGGCGUCGUCAUGCCGAUUCUGGUUGACCACAUCAUCAACCGCCACGGUUUCGGCUGGGCAAUGCGUAUAUGCGCCUUCUUCAUGCUAGGGUUGCUGGCCGUGACCAAUCUGACCGUGCGCUCUUGCUUGAAGCCGAAGCCAAAGCCUUUGACCUUGAUGAGCUAUUUCAAGAAUUUUACCGAUGUGCCCUUCGUGCUGGUGGCGUUGGCCAGCUUCUUUUAUUCCAUGGGGAUGUUCAUUCCAAUUACAUUCAUUGUCACCUACGGCGAACAUGUCGGUAUGAGCACUAGCCUUGCUGGGUACCUAGUAUCCAUAUUCAAUGCCGCAAGUGGCAUCGGACGCAUCCUACCUGGCUACGCCGCCGACAAGCUCGGCAACUUCAACAUCUCGAUCUGCGCCGCGGGCCUAUCUACAAUAUUCGUGCUCGGGCUAUGGCUCCCCGGAAACUCGCACGCGACUGUGAUUGUCUUCGCUGCCGCAUUUGGGUUCAGCUCGGGCACCUACACGGCUUUGAGCCCUGCAUUGGUCGCCCAGAUCUCGGACAUUCACGAGAUUGGGACGCGGUCCGGAGCGAUGUAUGCAUUCAUGUCGAUUUCGGCCUUGGUGGGUAGCCCGAUUGGUGGUUCUUUGAUUGGGACGGCGGAUGGGAAUUAUUGGAAGUUGCAGGUGUUCACGGGUAUGAUGCUUGCGGGAGGGACAUUGUUCUAUACUCUGGCUCGUGUUCACCUGUCCACAGGCAAGAUUUGGAUGAAAGUGUGAUGAAGGUCUUUUAUACAUCAGUGUCAUUCUUUCUCUACUAUUUGGCCAUUCGGCAGAUCUAAUAUUCCUUUUCAUUUGAGCUCUAGUUCGAUAUUUAUAUUGCAUGAUCUCUCUUGUACACCA